This is a messenger RNA of Trypanosoma grayi, 1020 nucleotides long. RefSeq lists its product as hypothetical. The record is from RefSeq and is a predicted model, not a curated record. The transcript has a single exon. NCBI's taxonomy places the organism in Eukaryota, Euglenozoa, Kinetoplastea, Trypanosomatida, Trypanosomatidae. Gene Ontology annotation, molecular function: protein binding. Bases 1 to 1020 code for a protein of 339 amino acids.
AUGUUUGAUUCCGUGAAGGCACACAGUGAUACGGAGGUUGAGGGCAAUGGGAGGACGCUGUCUACCAGAGGUGCAGCAAGAACUGUCCCACUGCCUCUGCGGAGCCUUUGUAAGCCACAAACGGCGGUAUGGCUCGUGCGGCACGCUGCUGUUCUUUUAGAGCUAAUGUCUCCCGGUCUCUGGAAGCGCCAUCUAAAGCUGCGGGUUUUGGCCGAUGGUGUGGCAACGAUCAGCACCGAUGCAGGAUGCAGCGACGGAGCAGAAACUUCACCCGCAAGGUCAGUAGCGACGACAGUUACUGUGAGUGGAUCUUCAUAUGCCCAGCACGUUCGUAGCGAGCAUACGGGCCAAAGGAGCACAACGCCACAACGUUCGCAGCGACAGCUGUGCCCAAAGUUGUCCAUGGAGGAAAUCAGCACACAACCCAAGAGGAGUCGCCCCAUAUCAUGGAGUGCGCCUGUAUCUCGUGCGCAGAGCUCCCACCUGGCGUCGUCUUCAUCGAAGCGACGCCCAACAGCAUCGAAUAAACGAUGUAUACCCCCCAGUAGCAACUCCGUGACACCACGCGGCCAACGCCGUGAUGACGUUGUGGAGGAUGAGUGCGGCGGACCAUGCCCGCUGCCGCCUAUUCCUUCACCUGCGCCGCACUCUAGUGGGUCUACCCCGACGAAAGGAAUAUAUUCUUCUAGCGCCACCCGACCUUACCUCGGGUUCCGCGUUGCUGUGGGCCGUGACGAUGCUGGCCACACCACGUUGACGGUCCAUGAAGUUACUGAGAGCUAUGUUGGUAGCAACAGUGAUGUUGCGCAAGUGGGCCCAGCCUUCGCCGCCGGCUUGCGUGCUGGGGAUCAGCUGAUUCGAUUUGCUGGCUACGCCGUGACGGAGCUUGCUUCAUUUAACGCUGUUGUGGCGCGACACGUGCGGCCAUCCGGGUCUGUCCCAGUGGUUAUCUCCCGUGAUGGCGAGCUCAUGUCGGCAACCAUCGUAGUAGGGGAGAAGUCCCGCAGCGUGGGCCUUUAA